AUGCUUGUAAUUAAUUUAUCAUUUUAUUAUUCUCUUUCAUUCCUCUGCAUAUUCAAAUCACACGUACAGACAAGCCAGUUAUGCUUAGCAAUUCCGGCAUGCUGCCGCCACCGGGAGCGGCGGAGCUCUCCGUUGUCGUCGCGAACGACGACGAUGACAGAAAUUGGGUGGAGAGGCUCCUCAAAGAUUGCGCGUGCGCGAUCUCCGAGAAGGACUCUGCCAAGACCCACCAUCUGUUGUGGAUGCUGAACGAGCUGGCGUCGCCGUACGGCGACGCCAGCGAGAGGCUCGCUGCGCAUUUCCUGCGCGCCUUGUUCUGCAAGGCAACCCAGACCGGCCCCAGGGUCUACAGGACUCUGGUCUCGGUCUCCGCGAAGGCCCACACCUUUGACUCUGCCCGGAAAGUGAUGCUCAAGUUCCAAGAGGUGAGCCCGUGGACGACGUUUGGCCACGUGGCGGCGAACGGCGCAAUCCUGGAGGCCUCAGACGGCACCGCGAAGCUCCAUAUCGUCGACGUCAGCAACACGUUCUGCACGCAAUGGCCAACGCUUCUCGAGGCCCUCGCCACGCGGCACGACGACACGCCUCACCUGAAGCUCACCGUCGUCGCCGCCACCGCCUCCUCCGCCGCCGUGAAGUCGCUGAAGAACGAAAUAGCCCAGAGACUCGAGAAGUUCGCCCGCCUCAUGGGAGUCCCGUUCGAGUUCAACGUCGUCACCGAGUUAACUCGCCUCGGGGAGAUCACGAAAGAGAUUCUAAACGUGCACGACGACGAGUCGGUCGCCGUGAACGUCGUCGGAGCGCUGAGGCGCGCGGGACAGAGAGCAGAGGCGCUCCGCGCCAUCCGCUCCCUGAACCCGAAAAUCGUGACGGUGGUGGAGGAGGAAGCGGCGGAGGCCGCCGGGAAUGGCGAAGGCGACUUCGAGGAGUGUCUGGGCUUCUACCGACGGUACUUCGGAAUGCUGGAGGAGAGUUUUCCGGCGACGAGCAACGAGAGGCUGGCGUUAGAGAGGGAGGGGUCGAGGAGCAUGCUGAGGGCGGUGGGAUGCGAUGACAUGGCGGAGGAGGACGGCGGCGGCGAGUGCGAGAGGAGGGAGAGGGGAGGGCGGUGGGCGGGGAGGUUUAGGGAGGCGGGGUUCACGGCGGUGGCGCUGAGCGACGACACGGUGGACGACGUCAAGGCGUUGCUGAAAAGGAAUCUUCUUGACAUGGAAACAUGAACCAGUAGUGUGGGCAUCUGCAUGGAAACCCUAGCAAAUUAGCUACAUGCAUGAUUUAAUUAAUUAAGACUAUUAUUGAAUUGAUUGAUUUUCCACAAGUGAAAAUAGAUUGUAGUGAUAUUCGUUAUAGAUUUGUAAUUAGAUGAAGAAUACCAUGAUAGUUUCAUAAAAGCUUCCUGAUUUG
This is a messenger RNA of Cuscuta campestris, 1404 nucleotides long. The record is from the annotation of a GenBank genome assembly. Lineage: Eukaryota; Viridiplantae; Streptophyta; Magnoliopsida; Solanales; Convolvulaceae.